Linum trigynum is the source of this 2316-nucleotide messenger RNA. Lineage: Eukaryota; Viridiplantae; Streptophyta; Magnoliopsida; Malpighiales; Linaceae. The record is from the annotation of a GenBank genome assembly.
UCGAAAUUCAUUUGUUCUCUCAAACUCAAAUUGCAGGGGACAGAUCCCCAGGGAAGAAAAUAAACUAAUUCAACAAAAAAAAAACUAGACUGAACGCCCAACGGAGUGAGGAGUGAGAGUGUCCUUCUUUCUUUAAACUGAAAAAGGCCAUUGCUUUACAGUUUCAGAGAGUGUUCACAGGUUAGUAACAGUCAUUAAUAGAUUUCCUGGGGUUUUAGCCUUCUGGGUUUUGGUUUUCCUCUUCCUGGAGCCUCAUUUUGAGUUGGGUUUUCGCCCUUCUCUGUCAGAUCCUCAAAUGCGGCGGACGUUGACGUCGUUUCCCCGCCGGCUGCUGGCGUCGGCGCGGGAGUUCUCUACUAGCUCCGAGAAAAUCGUAGCCUCCGUCCUCUUCGAGAGGUUGCCCGUCGUCGUUCCCAAAAUCGAACCGUCGGUUUACGCUUUCCAGGAGUUCUCAUUUCGAUGGCAGCAGCAGUAUUCCCGCAGAUAUCCGGAUGAGUUCUUGAACAAAUCCAACUCUAGGGCGCAAGGUGAAUACCAAAUGGAGUAUGUUCCAGCCCCAAGGACCACAGAAGCUGACAAAGCAAAUGAUCGAAAGUCACUUAACAGGGCAUUGGAUAGAAGGCUUUACCUUCUUCUGUAUGGAAAGUUGCAUGGAUCUUCUGAUGGCAAACCCGUCUGGCAUUUCCCCCAGAAGGUUUAUGAUUCCGAAGAUACAUUACGCAAGUGUGCUGAGACUGCAUUACAGUCUGUGUUAGGGGACCUCUCCCACACAUAUUUUGUGGGUAAUGCUCCUAUGGGUCACUUGGCGGUUCAGCCUGCAGAAAAGGCACCGGAACUCGGUUACAAGCAAUUCUUUUUCAAGUCCCAGGUGAUUGCAACGAACAAGUUCAAAAUAGGCAAGUGUCAGGAUUUUGUGUGGGUGACCAAGGACGAACUGCUAGAGUUUUUCCCAGAGCAUGCUGAAUUCUUGAACAAGAUGAUUAUCAGCUGAUUCCCUAUGAUGCAUCGCUCGGUUUUUGAUGAGUCGGCCCCUUGUUUUGAUACCAACAAGUGCGGCUUGAUUUCCUUUUUUGCUUGUUUCCAGAAUAAAGAAUUAGGCUUUGUUGAAACGUUGGCCUCAGCUUACUAAUGUUUGAUUCUAAAGAAUUACUCUUGAUUACACGCCUAACUACGACAUGAGACACACACUAUGUAUAUACAAGAAAUGUAAGUUAGUUCCGGUUGCCGCCAAGCAACGGAACAUCUGCAGUGUCCUACUGCUCACACUCCACAGAGUCUGCUAAAUCUUCAUAUUCAGAUGGCUUGGCUGACAAUUUCAGAUUGCGAGUUCUGUUGGACUCCUUGGUAUAAGAAGCAGUCUUCAUUUGCUCUCUACUCCCUUAUCUUUCGUCACUGCAUGCCAGAGAAGGGAUCCUAGUUGCAUGAGUGAGGAGACUUUGUUCAAUGUUUUCAGCAUAAUUUAUCACAUGAAGAGUUUGCAUAAUACUAGACCGUGGAAUGGUUAGAUUACUCGAGAGAGGACCCCAUAAGAAGAUUACUAGAUACCUACCGCGAGUACAUGUCUUGAAUCUGUCGAAUUGUAGCUGCAAUCUUCUCGCUAAUUCUAGAUACCAACAGCGGCUGCUACAGGUGUAUUGCAGAGCUUUCAGCUUAGUUUCAACCCAAGCAGAACUGGAUAAACCAGUUCUGGAAAAUGAAGCAUCAAAUAUAAAUUAUUUUACAAUGGAUCUUUUUAGCUCUAUUUCAUUUCCCUUUUCCAGCAUGUUCACAGCAUGAUCAUACAUUGUUUAUCACUAUUGCAGAGUUGGCAGAACUGCAAGUUUAGGUGACAACUGAGAAGGGAGAUUAUAUACUAUUUGUGCAGAACAGCGCGUGGAGGAAAGAAGUCGGUGUUCUUAGAAUUACACCAUUGGUUGUCUAACUCUGCAGAAUGUUGAAUCACAUAGCCCCUGCUGUGUAGGAAGAGCAACCAUCUCUAGCCAAAGCAAUUGAACUGAGGAUUGGGGAGAGGCCGCGCGAACGCAGGCCCCCGCUGCCACAAAUUAUGACGUAGGCUCUUCCACUUUGGGAAGACCUUAGCCCAGCACCCCUCCGGAAUGUGCAAUGGAGGUCACUAGCCUAGACCACAGGCCUUAUUGAUCGCCCGUAGAUCCCGUCCAGGUAAGUAUGUUGCUCGGUAGCACUUAGCUACCAUUUUAUGCCCCUUUCCUUCCUCUGGAACUCUAUUAUGCUCCCGAUGUGGUAAUCCCACUCUCCCGUCCAUGAUCCAUCCUACUACCCAUUCCUUUGUAUGUUCAAUCAACAAGACAACAACUU